AUGUCCGGCUAUUCUGGUUCACCAUUAGCAUCCGAGCUGAACCCCGAUGACCCAAACUACCUCAAGGCGAGGGCACAACUUUCGCAAUCUAUGCAACGCAAGGCGUCUAAUCCCCGCAGCCCAAUGACGCCCAAGACGACGACGAUCCAUGCUGGCUUUGGACCGCAACCCAUUCGGACCAGCGGGCUCGCUGACAAAUCCCCAUCCGGGCAAUGGAUGCCAACACCCGGCGGAAGCAUUCAGUCUUAUACAUCGGGCUUCUCCUCUCCUAUUCAGCAAGGUCUCGUCCCUAUCAAUGAGGUUAUGAUGAAAGGCGGCACUUCGAUGCCUGCAAAGCUCGGCGUUGCGCCCAAUGCAGUUUCCUCUCAGGAAAUGAAGAGGAAGAGGAGGCGGGAGUCCCACAACCUCGUUGAGCGUCGGGCCCGGAGAGCCGCCGGUGCCGGUAACAUCACCACAGGUCUUCCCCUCGAGGAAAAGGAUAAAGGCCCUAAUAAAGGGGAUAUCCUGAAUGGUGCCGUGAGCUGGACCCGUGAUCUUAUGUGGAUGCUUCACCUCAAACUUCAGCAACAAGAGGAACUGAUGAAUUGCAUUGCCGAGCUUGGUGGACAGUUCCCGUUUGAAUUAACGGAGGACGAAAAGCGCAUGCAGACAGAACUCAUGGAUGCUAUGUCGAAGAAUGAAGCCAUCCCCUUCAGCUACACUAGGACUGCCGGCUCUGGUCUUCGUGUUCCGCAGCACACGGACUACAGGGGCGCUCCUAUCGGCUCUAAUCGGGGCAAUGGCGACAAUUCAGUGAGCCCCGAUAAUGGCGGGCUUGGUGAUGUUGGCGACCCAUCGCAGUUUUGGCACGAUCCCGAGGAUGACCGCAGUGGGAACAACUCGAUCAAUUUCAAGGAGGAAGACGAGUACGACAUGGAUCUCACACAAUAA
This is a messenger RNA of Parascedosporium putredinis, 930 nucleotides long. The record is from the annotation of a GenBank genome assembly. Lineage: Eukaryota; Fungi; Ascomycota; Sordariomycetes; Microascales; Microascaceae.